AGUCAAAUUUAUGAAGCCAUUAUUCAAACUUGGACUUGGUUGCGAUUAUGCAUGAAUAGUCAACUUUGUUCAUGUUUCUUUUUCUAUUACCUUCCUAUUUUCCAAUUUACCAUUCCAUUCAACUCAUAGCAUACUAAUCUUCCGAUCUCAUCGUCUUUCACUUUUCAUUCAUUUCUCAACAAUGGCCAAUGCUUUGCUUGGUGUUGUUUUCAAGAAUCUGUCGUCUCUCAUUCAAAAUGAAUUUGCAACAAUUUUUGGAAUCGAGAAAAAGGCUCAAAAGCUGUCAGCCACCUUAGAGCUCAUCAACGCUGUUCUUGAAGAUGCUGAGCAUAAACAACUCAAUAACCCUUCUAUCAAGUUAUGGCUUCAACAACUCAAAGAUGCAGUUUAUGUGCUCGAUGAUAUUCUUGAUCAGUGUUUCAUCGAAUCUGAUCGACUUCAGGGAGUUUCUUCUUUCAUACCGAAGAACAUCAUGUUUCGCCGUGAGAUAGGCAACAAGUUCAAGGAGAUCAUAAGCCGAUUCGAUCAAAUUGCUGUGAGUAAGAACAAGUUUCUUCUACAGGUGGGUGGUCCUGUUAGGGAAAAGUCCAUUGAAGUGGCUGAAUGGCGCCAAACUAGCUCAGUUAUUGCGGAACCCAAAGUGUAUGGACGAGAUGAUGACAAAGAGAAGAUUGUCCAGUUUUUUCUCACCCAAGCAAGAGACUCUCACUCCCUUUCUGUGUAUCCCAUCGUUGGCUUAGGUGGUAUUGGAAAAACAACUCUGGCUCAAUUGGUCUACAAUGAUCGUCGGGUAAGUGUCAAUUUUGAUAUAAAAGUGUGGGUGUGUGUUUCUGAGGUUUUCUCUAUCAAGAUGAUUCUGCUUUCUAUUAUAGAAUCUAUAACAAGAGGUAAGCGUCGUUACUCUAAUUUAGAUGUAAUACAAAAAAAAGUGCAAGAACUGUUGCAAGGUAAAAAAUAUUUGUUGGUCUUGGAUGAUGUAUGGAAAAGAAAUCCGGAAUUGGAAUUUGGAUUAAGCCAAGACAUUUGGUAUAAGUUGAAAUCCGUGUUGUCGUGUGGAUCCAAAGGGGCUUCCAUUUUAGUUUCCACUCGGGACAAGGAUGUUGCAGAAAUCAUGGGAACAUGUCAAAGUCAUCACUUAUCUGGGCUCUCUGAAGAUGAAUGUUGGUUGUUGUUUCAAGAAUAUGCAUUUGGACAUGAGAAAGAAAAGCAAGCAAAACUUGUGGCAAUAGGCAAGGAGAUCAUAAAGAAGUGUGGGGGAUUACCUCUUGCAGCACAGGCACUGGGAGGUCUAAUGCACUCAAGAACUACUGAAAAGGAAUGGCUUGAAAUUAAAGAUAGUGAGCUCUGGACUUUACCCGAUGAGAAUAUGGUUUUUCCUGCCUUGAGAUUGAGCUACAUAUAUUUAACUCCCACCUUGAAGCAAUGUUUUUCAUUUUGUGCUAUAUUUCCUAAAGAUACAGAGAUGAUUAAAGAAGAUUUGAUUCAUCUCUGGAUGGCUAAUGGGUUUAUUUCAUCGAGGGAAAAUUUGGAGGUAGAAGAUGUUGGCAAUAUGGUUUGGAAUGAAUUGUGCCAAAAGUCUUUCUUUCAAGACAUCAAGAUGUAUGCUGAUUCAGAAGAAAUUUCUUUCAAGAUGCACGAUCUUGUCCAUGAUUUAGCUCAAUUUGUUACAGGGCCAGAGUGUAUGAUUAUUAAGAACACAAACAUUGAUUUGUCAAGAAGCACUCACCAUAUUAGUUUUGACUAUCGCAAAUUGGUAAAAAUCAAUCAGGAGGCCUUCAGAAAUGUUGAGUCCUUGCGAACAUUGUAUGGCUUAAAAACUUCUGACUGCCCCACAUUUUAUUUUAGUUGUCGCUUCCCAAAUAACAACUCUUUACGGGUUUUACUCAUAAGUUCUAGAAUGUUAUAUUCCGUUGAGAGUUUUACUCAUUUGAGGUAUUUGGAACUUUAUGGUUUCUCAAACUUUGAACCCAUAUCUAGCUCAAUUCAUACCUUGCGCUAUUUGGAAAUCUUAAAAUUUAAAAGUUUUUGGAAAAUUCUAUAUCUACCGAAACACUUGAGUCGCCUACAAAAUCUCAGACACCUUGUCAUUGAAGAUUGUAAUGUAUUGUCUUCUGUCUUUCCUAAUAUUGGAAAAUUAUGUUGCCUAAGAACAUUAAGUCUAUUCAUUGUUCGUCGGGAGAUAGGAUACAGCUUGGCAGAGCUACGUGAUCUACAGUUGGAAGGAAAACUGAGCAUCCAAGGCCUAAAAAAUGUUGGUAGUUCAUCUGAAGCUCGAGAGGCCAAUUUAAUGGCUAAAAAAGACCUCCAAGAAUUACGCUUGUCAUGGAGCAAAGGUGUAUUUACUAAGGGACCUAGUACUAGUGCAGAGGAAGUAAUCGAGGCACUUCAACCUCACUCAAAUCUUAAGAGGUUGAAAAUAGAACUCUACGACGGAAUUAGCUUACCAAGCUGGAUCAGUAUGUUAAGUAAUUUAGCUUCUCUUGAACUUACUUGUUGUGACAAUUGCGUGCAGACUUCACUACUUGGGAAACUACCAUCUCUAAAAAAAGUCCGUUUGCGUCAUAUGAAUAAUGUGCUAUAUAUGAAUGAUGAUGAACCUCACCACGGUUUGGAGGAGACACUUUUCCCAUCUCUGGAGGAACUCUACUUAGAUGGGUUACCAAACUUAGAGCGAUUGUUGAAAGUGCUAAGAGGAGAGAUUUUCCCCCGUCUUUCUAAUUUUACCAUCAUAAAUUGUCCUAAACUUGUGUUGCCAAACCUUUCAUCUGUCAAGUACUUAUUUGUAGAUGGAUGUAACAAUGAGUUACUGAGGCAAAUCUCUAGUUUCUAUGGUCUUACAACUCUUCACCUUAAUAAAAAUGAAGAUGUGACCUCCCUCCCUGAGGACAUGUUGAGAAAGCUAACUUCACUUCAAACUCUAACAAUAUCUGAUUUCUUGAAGUUGAUGGAAUUACCAAAUGAACCCUUCAACCUAGCUUUGGAGCAUCUCUGUAUUAGUCGUUGUGGCGGGCUUGAGUCUUUGCCAGAGCUAAUUUGGGAAGGUCUGCAAUCCCUUCGAACAAUCGAUAUUAUUGAAUGUGAAGGAUUGAGAUCCUUGCCUGAAGGCUUCCAACACCUCACUUCACUUGAGGUUUUGACUAUCCAAGGUUGCUCAACGUUAAAGAAACGAUGCAAGGAGGAAAUAGGGGAGGACUGGGACAAGAUAGCACAUAUUCCAAAAUUACUGAUUUGGUAGAAUGAAGAAAAAUGUACAGUUUUGAAUAUGACACUGUUGGGUCUUGUCUCUUCAGUGUGAGUGGUUUAUCUUAUCAAAUUGUUAAGACCAAACAUGUGAAGCAGUUCAAAAGUCCUUGGUUCAGUUGAAAAAUGGAAAUAGUCCAUUGAAUAUGAGCUCCAAGAGAAUCUAUGUUGCUGAGACUGGUACUUAUGCUGGAGAUAUCAAAUACUAAUUAGAGAUCUAGUGGCCAUACCAUGAUUGGCACAAUUAGAUUGGCAAAAGUUACUUGCAACAGUUUCCAUCAGCAGACAACAUAGAAUGUACUUGCUGUUAAGGAAGGAACCUAUGCUGAGUUUAGAGAUGACAGUUCCAAACAUAGUUGCUUGAAAGAUUGAAGCUCUUGUUGCAGCAUGGUUACUGGGUGGGAGCUGAAGAAAACAGUAUCAUAAAAGUUAUCUUUGGGAAGAAGUUAGUUCCCACCCUUCUCUGACAUUUGAUUGAAUAAGGCCUUAAUUGCAAUAUGUGUGUUAGAUUGCUUUAUUUUGUAUUAUAUAAUUCAAACUUUAGAAUUUCAUUUUCCUAUUCUUGACAAGCCUUUCUAAUCUCAUAUUAUUGUAUUUCACUUUAUUUAUUUAUUUUUGGAUAUUUUAAUAUAUUUUAAAUAUGUAACGGUACAUUUUUGUAUACUUAAAUAACACAAUUAAAUAAGACAGAGAUAUCAAACGGAAAGUCCUCCCGGUAAAAAAACAACAAUUCACCAACAUUAAAGUAUUUUAACUAUAUACCUGUUCUUGUUCACGUUAAGGGAGCAUCCUCUUUAAAACCAAAGAACAUCAUGUUUCACCGUGAGAUUGGCAACAAGUUCAAAGAGAUUUCAAGUAUGUAGUAUUGGAUCGAACUCCAGUCUUGACAGAGGUAGCUUCAGAAUUUAGCAGGGUCGAAUGUGCAUGUUGUAGUCGAAGUCUGUUCAAACAUACAGUAGCCGAAAUGCAUGUUGUAGUCGAAAUCUGUUCAAGCAUGCAGGGGUCAAAGUUAGUUUAUGUACUAUGGUAUGUAAUAGUUAUGUAUAUCAUGUAUGAGUGUUAUCAUCAUACACAAGGGGAGAAGUCAAUGUGAAGAAGGUUUCGUUUG
Vicia villosa (hairy vetch) is the source of this 4348-nucleotide messenger RNA. RefSeq names its product putative disease resistance protein RGA4. The transcript is spliced from 3 exons. The coding region runs from base 182 to 3235 and encodes 1017 amino acids. Gene Ontology annotation, biological process: defense response to other organism. NCBI's taxonomy places the organism in Eukaryota, Viridiplantae, Streptophyta, Magnoliopsida, Fabales, Fabaceae. The record is from RefSeq and is a predicted model, not a curated record. Gene Ontology annotation, molecular function: ADP binding.